Messenger RNA from Aspergillus calidoustus, 960 nucleotides. Lineage: Eukaryota; Fungi; Ascomycota; Eurotiomycetes; Eurotiales; Aspergillaceae. The record is from the annotation of a GenBank genome assembly.
AUGUCCAUCAGUUUCAGCGGCUUCGGCGGCUUCAUCCCCUCGCACCGGCGCUCCCACCGACAGACACCCUUCCCGCUCCUCGCCCUCCCCUUCGAACUCCGCCUCGAAGUCUACCGCCACGUCUUCCGCAUCUAUCCAGCGCUUGACGCGCGCCUUUCACCUAUCGAAACCUCCCCGGACACUUCCGCUGAGAUUCCCUGCAACAGAGACUACAGAACUAUCCUUGCCCGUCACGACCAAACUGACAUCGAAAACGCGAUCAAAUUUAAGACCAAGAAAAAAUACACAACAAUUCUAACCCCGCCUUCUCUUUCUCUUUCCCUCUCCUCAACUUUCGACCUCUACCCAAUCGCCCGCUCAAUCAAAUUCUCCGACCCUCCCAAUACCUUGCUCGCUCUCCUACUAACAAACCGGCAGAUCCACCACGAGGCAUCGAAAGUCUUUUACAGCGAGACGUUCUUCGACCUGCCGUAUGGGAUCGAGCGCACGGCCGCGUUCUUACGUGCUAUUGGGCCCGUGAAGAGGGGGUACAUCCGAUCCAUAGGUUUCGAGUUUACGAGUCAGGAACUGUAUGGGGUUGAAGGUGGGUCGAAUGCGAAGGCGAUGAGAAUGAUCGUCGAAGAUCAUCUCAAGGAGAUAAGGCGGCUGGCGGUGAUUGAGAUUGUUAUGUCCGCGUAUCGUGGUCUUUACUUGGAUGCGGGGGCUGCUGCUUCGAGAAAUAGGGAUGGUGAUGAUGGUACCUCUGCGGCUGAAGGUACUACUACGACUUCUGUGCGACCCAGAGCAUUUUCGGGCCUGGAGUACCUUCAGGCGCUAAAAGGUCUCCGGGAGCUGAGGGUUUUUGGGAGUGUGAUGGAGUUGUUGGUUUAUGAGGAGGAUAAGGAGUGGUUUCGGGUCUUUGGGGAGGAGAAUGGGGUCAAGGUUGUGUUUUGCGGAGGAAGAGUACAUCCGCCAAUGUGA